AUGGAGCGGUGUCGGAACAGUGCCGUUGUGGCGGUACAGGGAGGGAGUCGAGGGGAGACCUCUUCACCUUCCCCCUUUGUUUCAGAAAAAGAGGCACUGGACAGGUGCUGCCGCUCAGCUGGAGACGCAACGCGGUGGCAAGCAGAUGAACUGACGGUUGGAAACAUCCAGGAACUUCGCGGGAAAUCUAGAGGAGUCCAGAAACGAGAUGACGAAGCUCCUUGCCAGCAGCCAGCCGCAGCGAUGGAGUUGCGCCACGCCUGCUCGCGGGGGGAAGCACAGCGUCAAGCGGGAGACGCUGGGGAAGGACGUCAGCCAGGUCGGACAGCGGGGCAAGAAACGGUUACAGCGGGACUGCCACCAACUCGUCGGGAGGACAUAAACAGCCAAAGAGGGAAGGAAGGAGGUGCUCCGGGGGAGCCUGAGGAUCGAAAUGCCUCGCGACUGUCUCUGACGGUCGCGAGCGACGCUCCAGGCUUGGCUUCGAGUUCUUCUAUCCACUGGGAGAAAGAAACGAACGGCGAAGACCACCAAGAAAGGUGGGGCGAAGCGGCGUUAGCGAGUCUCUCAGAAGCGUCCCUAAACACUGCCGUCGAGGUGUAUGUACACUCCCGCAAGGAUGUGAGGCAGGGAGGAGAAGGGAAACCAGAGAGACGCGGCGGAGACCGAAUCAGCAGGAAAGCAAGGCAUCCCAGUUUCGACUGGCUAGGGGACGUAGCGCAGCGGGUCGAAGGCUCUUUCCACCGCUUGACUUCGAGCUUCGCAGACUUCGCACUGAAAGCGGAAGAAAUUUUCGAGGAGAAUUUCCCUCCGCCAAGGCCCUCCAGAGACGCCUCCCUCGAGACUCCAGACGGUGCAUCGCUUUUCCUCGACCAGGGGGACUUCCUGGAAGAGAAAGACAGGACAGGCGCCAUCGACGUGGACAGACGGAAGGCAGACGCAAGUGCCUCAUGUGCACGUACACCAGCCGACGGAACGGAGAACCCGCUCAAGUUUUCUUUGGGUCAGCCGCCUUCAGACAAGCGGAGAGACGAGAGGGAGAAGAGCCGAGGCGACGGGGAGAAGGAGAGCACAGUUCCCAGCUGGUUGCUGGACUUUCACCGCGACUUGGAGGCUCACAGAGAAGCGCGACGUGACGGCGAGCAAGAGACAGCCGCUGAGGAGAUGGCAGAGACGAGAGCCGGCGAGGAAGCCUCCGCGCGGGAUUCUUCCGAGACACAAGAGCGCAGCGGGAGCUCUGCCGUUCUGUCAGCAGCGGAACCUCGGGGCCUGUCUCGAUCGGGGGGAUCUCCUCGUGAGAUCGAACAGCCUGAGGCCACGUGCCUGGUCUUUUUGCCCUCUUGCUCUCGAGUCUCCGACUCCUUGUCUUCGUACCCGCCGCCUGCGCGUUCCCAACCGAAGUACGCCGUGCUGCCGCCGUCUCUGCUUUUUCCAGGGACUGAGGACGACAGUCCAUCCAGCGGGAAAAAAAGUGAUGUCCCUGCCUCCAGAAAAGGCUGUGUCGUUUCGCGCAAAUCCACGAGACAGCCAACUCUGAACGUUUCUGGGCAGUGUGCGUGGCCAGAGGCAGAGUUAACUGAGACGUUCGCCGAGGCGAACAGUCCCAGCUCCAAGGAGGCCGUGGAGCUCGACAGGCCGCAGGCGACUCCGCCCGGCUCGUCUCCCGUUUCAGCCCCGCCGCACUUCACGGAGGAAGAAAUCACCCUCUGGUCGUCGACAAAGUGCAGUCUCUGCGGACGGCAGGUUCUUCAGGACGACUUGGAACGCCACUCUGAAGCGUGCAAUGUAGCUGCCUCUGUCGACGAGUACUCCAUCAUUCACGAGGACAAGUUUCUGGCAUCCGCCUCAGCCAUGCCUAAAGACGAACGCAGCGACUACAUAGCAGAGAGGCGCCUGGAAGAAGCUCUGGAAGGCCUCUGUCUCGUGCGGCGCUGGGGCUGCGACGGGAACGGCGCGGACUGUCUGAGGAGCCUUCAGGCGACUCUGGAGCAGAAACUCCAGGAGGUGCGGAGCCUGCAGGAAGCUCGGCGGCAGCGGCGGGUGUCUCGGGCGACCAGCGGGGCCCUGCGGGUCCUGGCGCCCCCGAGCGCGCGGGUGUGCUGCGAAAGAGGGGAUCCUCCUCGCUGUUCCGGUGACCUGUUGCCCCUCGCUCCAGCGUCUCCGAGGUCGCUUUCUUCCUCGAUCCUUGACUCGUCUCCCUCUUCCGACGCAGCCCCCACCAGCCCGGAUGAGUCGCUGAUGCAGCGUUCUCCCGACGCGGCAGACCCGCGCAGGCCAGAGGCGCCGGUCGCCUGUCUUCCCGCUGACUCCUUUUCGGACUUGCUGAUCGCGAGCGACGCGACUUCACCCUCGGGUGUUUCAGCUGCAUCUGCACUUUACCACGAGGCCUUUGCUGGCGCUCUGGCGUCCCUGUCUCUGCCUGGCCUUUCCUCGCCGUAUUCUUCACGUGCAGCCAAGCCGUGUCGCCUGUCUCACGCCUCGCCCUCUUCUCCCUCUUCCUCUGCGUCUUGCCAACCGGCGUGCGAAGAAAAGUUCUGGUGGAUGCCCGGGACCUUUGGCUUCGUUGUCGACAGCGCCUGGAUGCGCGCGUGGCUCGGGUUCAUUGGGUUGGCGACUCCCUCCGUAGCAGACGGACUCCUGGAGCUGCGCCUACACACCGCAUGGGACGACCCCAGCUUCUACCGACGAGGGCUCCACGGCGGCAGGCCUCCAGGGCCCAUCACCAACAAGACUCUCCUGGAUGUGGACGGGAAGAUCUUGGCAGGCCGCCAGCACGGUUUGAACGCGCACUAUUUGAUUCUGGAUGCUUCCGCGUGGACGUUUCUGUUCCGCCGCUACGGGGGCGGUCCCCCCAUUAUCCUGUACAAUCCUCAUCCGUGCGAGUUCGGAGAUCUCUACGAGGCGUGUUUGGUGACCUUCGAGGGAGAGUGGCAAAAUGGUCAUCCGUACACUGGUGCAGGCAGAGCCUUCGAUCCUCUCUGCAACCGCGGGUUUGACGGCGAGCUGCGCGAAGGACGACUCUGGACAGUGAAGCCAGGGAGUAAGGGCGUUCUUCCGGACGGAGGAAUUUUGUUGGGCGGGGGUUGCGUUCGCGGGAAGAUCCACGGCCCGAAUGGGAAGUUGCUCCGGCGACGGAAACUUUACGUCGGCGAAUUCCGGAAAGGCAAACUUCACGGUCGAGGCCUCGUCGCCCGAGCCGAGGACGGCGUCGUCCUCGCGGAGGGCUUGUGGGAAAACGGGCAACUUUGUGGCAUCUAA
Molecule: messenger RNA, 3258 nt
Organism: Neospora caninum
Lineage: Eukaryota; Apicomplexa; Conoidasida; Eucoccidiorida; Sarcocystidae
Exons: 8
Coding region: 1-3258 (1085 amino acids)
Molecular function (GO): cysteine-type deubiquitinase activity
Source: RefSeq, a predicted model, not a curated record